Messenger RNA from Peniophora sp. CBMAI 1063, 987 nucleotides. NCBI's taxonomy places the organism in Eukaryota, Fungi, Basidiomycota, Agaricomycetes, Russulales, Peniophoraceae. The record is from the annotation of a GenBank genome assembly.
AUGGCCCCACCCGUCGCUACCGAGACCUCUUACGCACCUUCGGUCUCUGAUCUUAAGAGCCAGCUCAACGGAUCGAAGACUGAGACCAACGGCGUGAAGCCCAAGGUCGAGGAUAUCGUCGAGGACUGGUCCGGCAACUACCAGUUCGCCCCGAUCGAGGAGGCUGAGGUCUCUCGCGCGAUGAUCAAGCGAUACUUCGAUCAAAUGUACGAGCGCGCGGUCUCGGACGUCGUCAUCGUUGGCGCAGGCUCCGCUGGGCUGUCGUGCGCCUAUCACCUCGGCACGACGAGGCCUGACCUGAAGAUCACGAUCAUCGAGGCCAACGUCGCCCCAGGCGGUGGAGCAUGGCUCGGUGGCCAGCUCAUGACACCGAUGGUCGUUCGCAAGCCAGCAGAUCGCUUCCUCGCGGAGCUUGGCGUCCCAUUCGAGGAUGAGGAGACGUUCGUUGUCGUCAAGCACGCCGCGCUCUUCACCUCCACGCUUCUCAGCAAGGUCCUUGCCAUGCCGAAUGUCGUGAUGUUCAAUGCGACCGCCGUCGAGGACCUCAUUGUCCGGCCCGACCCUGUCUCUUCAGGCCAACGUGUCGGCGGUGUUGUGACGAACUGGACGCUCGUGGCCCUCAACCAUGACACGCAGAGCUGUAUGGAUCCCAACACGAUCACUGCGCCCGUCAUCGUCACUGCGACUGGCCACGACGGCCCCAUGGGUGCCUUCUCUGCGAAGCGCCUUGUCUCGACGGGUAUGCUUAAGGAACUCGGCAAUAUGCGCGGCCUCGACAUGCUUCGUUCAGAGCCAGCUAUCGUCAACGGCACUCGAGAGGUCGUGCCCGGACUCAUCAUGGCCGGCAUGGAGCUCUCCGAGCACGACGGCGCCAAUAGGAUGGGACCAACCUUCGGCGGCAUGAUGAGCAGCGGAGUGAAGGCCGCCAAGGAGGCCAUUCGUAUCCUCGACUCGCACAAGGUCGUCAAGGGAAAGGUCGUCGCGUAG